Molecule: messenger RNA, 3471 nt
Organism: Eimeria maxima
Lineage: Eukaryota; Apicomplexa; Conoidasida; Eucoccidiorida; Eimeriidae
Exons: 3
Coding region: 1-3471 (1156 amino acids)
Source: RefSeq, a predicted model, not a curated record
AUGCCUUACGCAGGAGAGGGAAGUCAGGGGCCCCGCAGAGGAGGCCGCCCAGCUGCUGGGGGUGGAGAGGGGCCCCCAGCGCGUCAGCAGCGGGGGUCUAAGGAGGGUUGGCGUCCGGAGGGUUCUAAGAAGCAGCAGCAGCAGCAGCAACAGCAGCAACAGCAACAGAGGCAGCAAAGCGCUGCCGCUAAUGAAGCAGAGGAACCUUACACGCAGCAACUACAGGGGCCCCACAGCGGGCCCCAAGCUCCUUCGGCCAACUAUGCAAGAGACGGCUAUCAGUUAAGUGCAGCAGCUGCUGCUUCACGGCAGCAGGAGGAAGAGACAAGACAUCAGCAGCACCUGCUGCAGCAGCAGCACGCACAGCAUCAGCAGCUUCUGCAACAGCAGCAGCACCUGCAACAACAACAGGUCCUCGAUCCUUACAGUAGUAGCGUUGCCGCUUACGAAGCAGCGUACGCAGCAGCAGCGGCUGCUGCUGCACCCUCGUUGUAUGGUAGUCUUACACCUGCAGCAGCAGCAGCAACGAACACUGCGCUGCAACAUCUGCAGCAUCUGCAGCAACUGCAGCAGAUGGGAGUAGCCACCCAACUGGGGCCACUUCCCCCAUAUUGUCUCAGCGAUCUUGCACCUUUGGGGAGUCUGGACCAGCAGCAGCUGCAGCAGCAACAGUUGCAGCAGCAGCAACUGCAGCAGCAGCAGCUUCAACAGAUGCAGCAACAGCAGCUACAGCAGCAGCAGCUGCAGCAAAUGCAAAUGCCAAUGCUUUACGCAAUGCAGCAGCCAGGUGGAACCCCUAUAGACCUGCAGCAGCAGCAGGCCUUGGUCCUGCAGCAACAGUUACAGCUGCAACAAUUGCAGCAGCACAUGCAGCAGCAGGACCCGUAUUUGCAGCAGCAACCGUACGCGUAUACACUGGCGCAGCAAGCAAAAUUGUCAGCUGCAUACGGGGUUCCCGCUGCUUUGCUGCCACAGAUGCAGCAGCUGCAGCAGCAGCAGCACUUGCAGGCACUGCAACAGCAGCAGCUGCAGCAACAACAGAAGCUGCAUGAGCAGGCGAAGCAGACACAGCACCAGGACAUGCAGCAGCAGAUUCUUCAGAACGAGCAGCAACGCCAGCGAGACCAGCAGCAGCAUACUGUCCAGGGCGAGGGCAAGACGCCUGCUGGUGCUGCGGUUGCUGCUGCAGAUUCAAGCCAGGCGCAGCUGUCGCAUAAGAUGUAUGAUGGGGAACUCACGCGUGCUUGCGAGCCGCAGCAACAGCAGCAAAAGCAGCACAAGCAGCAGCAAGCGCGCAGCCAGUCAGAUGAGUCACCGCCGCCGCCACCACCACCACCACAGCAGCAGCAGCAGCAGCAGCAGCAGCAGCAGGUGCCACCGCAGCAGCAGCAACAACAGCAACGAGUAAAUGAUAACCAUAGACCUCGACAGCCACCUCAAGGCACACAUAGACUCAGCAACACACGUAGUCGGGGGGGUAGAGCGAACCGCAGCAGCGCAGCAGAAGCUGGACCUGCAGCAGCAGCAGCUGCUGCUGCUACUGCUGCUCCUCAUUCGCCUGCAGCACCUGCAGCUGAUUUCAGCCCAAGUCACGCUCCACAGCAGCAGCAGCACCAGCAGAUGCAGAUGCAGCAGCAGCAGCAGAUACAGCAGCACCAGAAUGCUGGUGGGAGUUCGCCGUGCAGAAGUUCUGACUGUGUGUCUGUAGUGUCUGCUGUACGCAUGCAGCAGCACAGCGGUGGCCAUCCCCUGCAGCAGCAGCAGCAGGGUCCACGUCGGCAGCAUGGAAGAGCACCUAUUCAUGACGCAAGGGGGACCCCACCUGGAGGCCAUUCGUUGCAGCGCCGCAGUAGCCAACCCGAGGGAGACAGGCAGCAGCAGCAACAGCAGAUGAGAACUGAAGGGCAGCAGAGGCAUUCGGCAGCAGCAGUAGCAGGUGCUGCUGGUGCUGGUGGUGGAGCACCGCAGCACCAGCAGAGACACGAGCGCGGGCCUGCCCGGCAAUGCCCAUCAGAUUCACAGCAGCAGCAGCAGUCGCAGCAGCCUCCCCCGCCGCCGCCGCCGCCUCUGCCGCAGCAGCAGCAGCACCAGCAGCACCAGCAGCAGAAGCCACGUAGAGGAGGUCGCCAGCAGCAAGGUCGGUUUGGAGGCGGCGGAGAAGGGUACUUGGGGUCCCUGGGCGAUGGCAUCCGGGGGCCCCGUCUUGGGGCAUCAUCUUCAGCUGCAGGACACGGGAGGGGCCCCCCUGGGGGAGGGGGCCCGUUGGUGGGCCCCCAGGGUUCUCCUGGGGCCCCCCCUCGGCAACGGGACGUGCAGCAAGAGGAGGCCCUCGAUAGGCGCAUUCAGGUUAUUAGCGCAAACAACAGAGAAGUAGAAAAGAGACACAGAAUAGCGGAGCAGGAGCGCCAGGCGGCCCGAAGACUUGAAGAGGCAGCAGCAGCAGAACGAGCUGCUGAGGGGUCACCUCAGACACCAUCUUCUCGGCUCGUAUCUGCUGCUAAUGGACCUCAUCCGCGCUCCAGCAGCAGCAGCUGCUGCAGGGGAGAGGGGAAAUCCGCGGCUGUAGAUGCUGCAGGGUCGGAGUCAUCAGCAACAGCAGCUCCAACAGUAGCAGGGGCCUCUGCUGGUGCCGGUGGUUCGCCCGCUCCUGCUGCUGCUGCUGCUCCCUCUUCCGCAUCAUCCGCCACUCCUCGGGCGCGCUCAGGCCGCUGGACAAACUCUUACCAUGGAAAUCAGGAGUCUGUAAAGGGUGCAGCAACAGCAGCAACGCCUACUGCCACUGGCGGCCAGUCUACUUCUGGAGGCGGAGGCCCUCGAGAGGGUGCGGAGCCGCAAUCAACAGCCCAGAGACUCUUGCUGCUGCACAGGCAGCAGCAGCAGCAGCAGCAGCAGACACCGUCCAGCAGAGCUGGCAGCGCAGCAGCAGCAGCAGCAACAGCAGCCACGACAGCGGCUAGUGGUGAGGGUCCCCCCAAGCAAAAGGGUCGCUCCACGCGAAGUGUCUCCCGAGGCGGCACUCGCAGCAGAAGCAGCACGGGGGGCGUCGAGCAUUCCUUGGAGCAGGAGCAGCAGGAAAGAGGACCUACUGACGGGGGUUGUGAUUCGCCUCAGCAGCAGCAGCAGCAAGAGCAUCAGCCCCAGCAGCAGCAAGUCUCUGGAGGCCGCAAACAGGUAGAAGGUGUCGGGGCCAGUGGGCCUUCUAAAGACCGACGAGCCCGACAGGCGGCUUCAAAGCGCCAGGACGUUUCGCAGCAGCAGCAGGGCCACGUGAAUGAGGCUCAUCGUUUUCCAGCUGCAGCCUCUCCUUGGCGAUCUUCUGGGGCACCUAAGCCACUGCGAGCGUCUGUACAGCGGGAGGGGACUUCUAUAGCCAAGCAGCCCACAGAGGGUGCUGCUGGGGGCGCCCCAAGGGAAGCAGCGGUGCCACCUUUGAGGGCCUCUUCCUCCUCUUCUGCUGCAGCAGAGAGCUAG